Molecule: messenger RNA, 1760 nt
Organism: Odobenus rosmarus divergens (Pacific walrus)
Lineage: Eukaryota; Metazoa; Chordata; Mammalia; Carnivora; Odobenidae
Gene: BCL2L14
Product: BCL2-like 14 (apoptosis facilitator)
Exons: 5
Coding region: 1-987 (328 amino acids)
Biological process (GO): regulation of apoptotic process
Source: RefSeq, a predicted model, not a curated record
AUGUGCACCACCAGUUCCUGCGACCUGGAGGAGAUCCCCCUGGAUGAUGACGACACAAGCAGCAUAGAAUUCAAAAUCCUGGCCUUCUAUGCCAAACACCAUGUCUUCAAGAACAGCCCCGCGGUCUUCUCGCCAAAGCUGCUGAGAACAAGGAGUUGGUCCCAGAAAGGACUGGGGGGCUGGCCAGCAAACGAGUCACGGACACAGGUGUCGUGGCCUUGCAGAAAUUCCCCAUCCAGCGAGAAGCCCCUAAACCUGGCCAAGAAAAAGUCUUCCUGGAAAACACUCUUUGGAGUAAUAGAGAAGGAGGAAGAUGCACAGAGCUCACCUGUAUUCGUUUUGCAGGGUGCCACAGCACAUCAGGCUGGUCCUCAGAGUCAGCAAUGGUCUAGGUCCCUCACUAACGUAGAGCAGCAUGCCGAGCGGGAAGCUGUGGACCCCAAAGUUGUUUCCAUCACCCAUCGUGUUGCUGAAAUCGUUUAUUCCUGGCCCCCGCCCGAAGAGUUCCAGGCCGAGGGAGGAAGCUCCAAGUCCAAGGGGAAUUUUGUCCAUCAGUUCAUCCAGCGCCAGGGCCAGUGCUCCCAGCCUCGAGCCACCAGUACUAAGAAAGAUGGAGAAGACCAAAUUAUAGCCAAAAUUGUUGAGCUGCUGAAAUAUUCAGGGGAUCAGUUGGAAAGAGAGUUGAAGAAGGACAAGACUUUAAUGAACAGCUUCCAGAACCAGCUAUCCUACCCUGUUUUCAAGACCAUCACAGACCGCUUCUUACGGGGUGUGGACACCAGGGGAGAAUCAGAGGUCACAGCUCGGGGCUUUAAGGCUGCCCUUGCAAUAGACGCCACGGCCAAGCUCACUGCCAUCGACAACCACCCCAUGAACAGGGUGCUGGGUUUUGGAACCAAGUACCUGAAAGACAACUUCUCACCCUGGGUCCAGCAGCAGGGUGGAUGGGAAAAAGUAUUUGGAAUAGCACAUGAAGAGGUAGACUGAAGCAUCAGAAGAGUUGUCGUCUGGAAUACUCAUUAUCCAGCUGGGAUCCUGUCUACACUGGUGUCACCAUGGAGUGUGAGAGGAAAUACAAAUGUGCAAGGCAGAGGGAGCAUUGAAGUUUCCAAAUCAUCAUUCCUGUGAAUCCAGAGGCAUCAGGAGAGGCCUUGUCUCUCUCUAGGUCAUAGAAUGGGUAGUAGCAUGGCCCAUGACAUCCAUGUUUUUCAGGUCCUCCCUUGAGUGUGGGAGGAAGUCUAGGAAGACAAGUGGUAAUUUUCCUUUCAAAUGUUCAGAACAGAAACUGUCAUCUUGCCUCUGUUGGCCAAUUUAGGGAAAUUUUGUUACAGAAAUUUGCUGAUUCCAUGAGGGCAAAAUGAUAAAUCGUGCAUGUGCUUACUCUUUGGUUUCUAGUACUGUUUAUUUUGAAACGACACUUGCGAUGGCCUAAUAAUGGCAUUGUUUCAAUGCCUACCUUUAGGAAAAUGUUGCUAUUCAUGUUGGUAAACAUAGUUCAAAGAGACCCGAGUUCACUGCUAUAUUCACUAGUUUGGGGAGAUAGAGCCAUAUCUGCCUUUUGACUCACUUCCCUAGAAAAAUUCUUUGGCAGUUUGAAAAAGUUGCAUUUGGCAGAAAAUAAUUACUCCUACCACCCUUAACCGUCUCAGUGACCCCACCUCUAUUUCUCAAGGUCUCUGAAACUUUCUUUGUUAUUUUUUCAUGGUAGUGUAAUGAUUAGUCACUGGUAAAAUAAAUAUGUGGAAAAACCACUGUCAAAA